Populus nigra (black poplar) is the source of this 1017-nucleotide messenger RNA. RefSeq lists its product as uncharacterized. The record is from RefSeq and is a predicted model, not a curated record. The coding region runs from base 284 to 691 and encodes 135 amino acids. Gene Ontology annotation, molecular function: protein binding. The transcript is spliced from 4 exons. NCBI's taxonomy places the organism in Eukaryota, Viridiplantae, Streptophyta, Magnoliopsida, Malpighiales, Salicaceae.
UUAUGGGUAGAGAAAAAGGGGCAAAAAUAAAUAAAUAAAUAAAUUAUAUAGAGGCACCAAAGAAACCCUAGAUUUUUAAAAUAAAUAAAAUUAAAUAAUAAAACUAGUUAUCAAUGUCUUUCCUUCAUAAUAGAAAAGUAAUGAAAAUCCCUAACAGGUCCUCUAUCAAUCUCAUUCUACAUGCAAUUGGGUCUAAGCAUGGUUUUGCAACUAUUUAGAUUGGCGAGGUGCAUCUAAUACUUUUCUAUUGCUGCACAAGGGAGUCUGUCAUCCUUGGUUGGGGAUGACCCUGACCAAUUCUUACGCUGCCAAGGCAUCUGUUUUGGAGGAAAUAAUUCAAAAGUUCCCUCAUAUCAGCAAUGGAAUUAUUGUUAAAGACGUAAUGAAAGGGUCUCCUGCAGCACAUGCUGGAAUAGUCUCCAAAGACAUUAUAGUGGAAUGUGAUGGAGAAGUUGUUAGAUGUUCCUUAGAGUUUUGUAGAAUGGUGUGGAAUAGGGCUAGCCAAUCCGUGGAAGUGGUUGUGAUGAGACCAAGUUCCAGCAAGCCUGUAAAGCUAACUAUGGUUGCUGAUGAGUUAAAACCUGCUAGCUAUAACUGUUGGCCAGUUCCCGCAGAUAAAGAGUAUGCUGCAGUUAUAUGGAGAUCAAUUGAUUUAGCAGUGCAAAAAGCUACCACGUGGCUCGAUACUUAAUGUGUCGGAUUGUUUCUCUGCAAGUAUCACAGGGCGGGGCGCUGCUCCAUCAAAUGUUUAUAACUUUAGAAGGAGAAACUAUCUGGUUUACUUGCUAAAAUACGUGUUUAUUGUUUUUGACACAUCUCAAGCAAAAAAGCAAAGUAUAUUUUUCAUGAUUUAAGUGUGGCAAUCUUGGGCUUGGGGUGUUUUGUGACUGCAUGUCUAGGACAAGAUGGAUGUUUUGUUAUGUUUUCACUAUAAACAACCAGAAAACACCUUAAAUUUGGUGAUGUUUUGUUAUUGUGAAGAUUAUUGAAGUAGAUCAUAGAUGGUUACUUCUUAAA